Molecule: messenger RNA, 2842 nt
Organism: Suricata suricatta (meerkat)
Lineage: Eukaryota; Metazoa; Chordata; Mammalia; Carnivora; Herpestidae
Gene: MCAM
Product: melanoma cell adhesion molecule
Exons: 16
Coding region: 25-1941 (638 amino acids)
Biological process (GO): angiogenesis
Cellular component (GO): plasma membrane
Source: RefSeq, a predicted model, not a curated record
GCGCUCGCCCUCCGGCCGGGAAGCAUGGGGUCGUCCGGGCUCGUCUGUGCCCUCCUGCUCGCAGCCUGCUGUUGCUGUCGCCGCGCGGCUGGUGUGCCUGGAGAGGCAGAGCCCCCCACCCCGGAGUCCCUGGAGGUGGAAGUUGGCGGCACAGCCCUUCUGAAGUGCGGCCCCUCCCAUUCCCAGGGCAACUUCAGCCACGUGGACUGGUUUUCUAUCCACAAGGAGAAGCGGACUCCCAUCUUCCGCGUGCGCAAAGGCCAGGGCCAGAGUGAGCCCGGGGAGUAUGAGCACCGCCUCAGCCUCCAGGACAAAGGGACUACCCUGGCCCUGACACACGUCACCCCCCACGACGAGCGCAUCUUCCUAUGCCAGGCCAAGCGCCCUCAGUCCCAGGAGCACCGCAUCCAGCUCCACGUCUACAAAGCCCCGGAGGAGCCCACCAUCCAGGUCAAUUCCUUGGGCAUUUCGGUCAACAGUGAGGAGCCUGCGGAGGUCGCCACCUGUGUGGGGAGAAACGGGUACCCCAUCCCUCAAGUCACCUGGUACAAGAACGGGCGGCCCCUGAAGGAGGAGAAGAAACGGGUUCACAUUCAGUCGUCCCAGAUUGUGGAGUCGAGUGGUCUGUACACCUUGCAGAGUGUCCUGAAGGCCCAGCUGGUUAAGGAGGACAAAGAUGCCCAGUUCUACUGCGAGCUCAACUACCGGCUGCCCAGUGGGAACCACAUGAAGGAGUCUAGGGAAGUCAUUGUCCCGGUUUUCUACCCGGCGGAGAAAGUGUGGCUGGAAGUGGAGCCCGUGGGCACGCUGAAGGAGGGGGACCGCGUGGAGGUCAGGUGCUUGGCUGACGGCAACCCCCCGCCCCACUUCACCAUCACCAAGCAGAACCUCAGCACGAAGGAGAUGGAAGAGAAGGUGACCGAAGACAAUGGGCUCCUGGUCUUGGAGUCCGCCCGGAAGGAGCACAGUGGGACCUACCAGUGUCAGGGCCUGGACCUGGACACCAUGGAAUCGCUGCUGAGCGACCCACAGGAGCUGCUGGUCAACUACGUGUCUGAUGUCCGGGUCAGCCCUGCAGCCCCCGAGAGCCAGGAGAGCGGCAGCCUCACGCUGACCUGCGAGGCGGACAGUAACCAAGCCCUUGAGUUCCAGUGGCUGAGAGAAAAGACAGGCCAGCUGCUGCAGAAGGGGCCCACGCUCCAGCUACGCGACCUGCGGCGAGACGCGGCGGGAGGCUACCGCUGCGUGGCCUCCGUGCCCGGCGUCCCGGGCCUGAACCGCACUCGGCUGGUCCACGUGGCCGUGUUUGGGUCCCCGUGGAUGACACUGAGGGAGAGGAAGAUGUGGGUGAAAGAGAACACGGUGUUGAACCUGUCCUGCGAAGCGUCGGGGCAUCCCCGGCCCUCCAUCUCCUGGAGCGUGGCCGGCAUGGCACACGAACAAGACCAAGACCCGCAGAGCGUCCUGAGUGUCCUGAAUGUCCUCGUGACCCCAGAGCUGUUGGAGACGGGUGCUGAGUGUGUGGCCUCCAACUCCCUGGGCAGAAACACCACCACCAUUUUCCUGGAGCUGGACUCCAACAGGACCGCGGGCCCCAGCGCCUCCACCACCAGUCCUCCCGCCAGAGCCAACGGCACCUCCACAGAGAAGAAGCUGCCGGAGCCCGAAAGCAAGGGCGUGGCCAUCGUGGCGGUGACCGUGUGCCUUCUGGCCCUGGCCGUGCUGGGUGCCGUUCUCUACUUCUUCUACAAGAAGGGCAAGCUCCCGUGCGGGCGGUCGGGCAAGCAGGAGAUCACGCUGCCCCCGUCUCGUAAGAGCGAAUUUGUAGUUGAAGUUAAGUCAGAUAAGCUCCCAGAAGAGACGGGCCUCCUGCAGGGCAGCGCCGGUGACCAGAGGGCUCCCGGAGACCAGGGAGAGAAAUACAUCGAUCUGAGGCACUAGCCUGCUAAUCACACUGAGUGCCCUUCCCGGCCAGAACAUUUCCUGCUUCUCCCUCCCAACACUCAGGAUGAUGGCCAACGCCUCUGACGCGGGCCGCCGAGAAGGCCCCCUGGCCUCCAGCUGGCCUGCAGCCCCCACGUCCAAGGGCGGAGCUGUCCCCGAGGUCUCACUCGGUUGGUGCAGCUCCUCCCAGGAGGGACGGAGGGUCCAGCAGGCUGUGCUCUCUCUAUACAUACUGGGGGUGGACAUACCUGUUUUCUACCAGCAGCCAGAUGAGGUCGCCUAUUUAUCUUGAGCUGGCUUCCUGCCCCAAAGGCUGGCCUGGUCAUUCAGUUUGUCACUGAAGUGACGCUGCUCACACCGGUGCUGGGGAGCAGCCCGCAUUCAUUACAAGCAGCUGCCGGCCUCGGGAGGCCCUUUUGUGACCCCCCCCCCCCUUUCUCUGGGAAGAAGCCGGGACUGGGGUCACUCCUCCUCCACGUGGCGGGUGUGUGCUGUCCCUGCACGGAAGCUGAGCAGCUUGUGCCCAAACCCCCUGCAUUAAUCCGGCUCCCACUGCCCUCUCAAGGCGUCACUCACGUAAGGCUGGAAAGGGGGGUUAAGGGACAGGGAUGAGGUCCAGACCGUCCUGCACGAUGACUGGUGCCAGCAAACUUCUACGAACAGCUCAUGGGCUUAGACCCUGGGAGAAGGUCCCGCCCUGAUCGGAGAAUGGUACUUAGGGACGAGAAGCCGGCCUGGCUAGAGCACUUUGGGGGGGGGGGGGGGGGGGUGCGCCUGUAUAUAUGUGUGCUUUUGUCAGGUUGUGUAUAAAUUUGCAGAUUUCCUUUAUAUGUAUGUGUGUGUGUAUAUAUAUAGAUAUAUAUAUAUAUAUGCAAGAAAAAUAAAGCUGAACUGUCCA